AUGAGUCGUAAUGAUGCAUUACAAUCUCUGGCAAAUUUGCGGUCUGAGUGCCUUUCCAAUGUUUGUUAUGAUACUCAAUUAAAGCGUCUUGAAAGGGAACUGCAUGAUGAACAAGAUAAAACCAAGCAACUUGAAUCUGAGCGAACGGUUGCCGAAACAAAAAUCUUACAACUCGAACAGGCACUAAACCUACACGAGUUAGAACAAAAGAGUAAAGAAACUGACAAUGGGCUUUGUCAUGAUCAUUCCUGCAUUAUUAUGGAGACACUCAGCACUAAUUGCAUUAGAAAUCGACACGCGCCUCCGACUCAAGAGAAUACCUGUACUAAUAAAUAUAUCACAUCUCAAGAAUUACCACCUAACCCUCGAAUACCACCAAAACAAGUUGAUAAGCAGGAGCCUCAAAAACAUGCUGGUCAAGUAAGUCAAUUCCCAAAAUAUACGGAAAUUUCGGACAAGAACAGCAACGACAAUGCAAAACGACACAAACCAUCACAACAUGAAUUAACUAACUGUUAUGCCAUCCCGACUCGCGUUACCCAUAGAACACCAUCAAAGAAAUCGACGUGGCGACGAAAUAAACAUGGCGCUAGAAUCAACCAGACUGAGGAGGGUUUUUGCAAGGACAAAUGGAAAGCCAAUAUGAGGUUUUUCCAGUAUUAUUACUAG
This is a messenger RNA of Paramuricea clavata, 669 nucleotides long. The record is from the annotation of a GenBank genome assembly. Lineage: Eukaryota; Metazoa; Cnidaria; Anthozoa; Malacalcyonacea; Plexauridae.